AGUCGCAAACCAUAAAAAAGUGUCCAAACUUGCUGGUCAUAUGCCACCGUCGUUGCUGACACGGAAGAUCACUGCCCCACGAUGACGACCCACGUGACCCCUAAGCAAGGGCUGCUUCGUCAGAGGAGAGAGAAGGAGAUCGACGAGCAGAUCAUGAGGGAGAAGUACGCCGCAGAGAAACAGACAAUGAAGAACCCAUCAUCUGGAAUCACACGUUUCCCUGCCAUGCCGGGCCUAUCAGCUAAGCUGAAUGUGACACAAACAAGAGAUCGGCCACGUGAUGCUGGAGUGAUGCCCGUGCCCAACAAUGCCGUGACCAUGUCCGGUAGGAUUAGGAGCGAGAUCACGCAGGAGGAUAAGAAUUACAUCGCCAACUACCAGAAAGGACCAAGUCACACUGAGACUGCAAAGGUGGUUAACAAGUGGAUAGAGUCGGCUAGUGACAAAGAGCGGGAUUUGGCUUUCCAGUUUUUUGGCUCUCUUGCUGGCAAGAAGCUAAUGGGUGGUGACCAGGCAGCUAAAGAAGCAAAAACCAAGCAAGGCGGAGCCUGCAACGUCUGUGAUGCAACAAGACUCAAGGACGUCCUGGGUGCCCUGAAAACAACCGGAGGACCCAUUGCCAGCAGCGACCCUAAAGAUCUCAGGUCCGGUGAAUCCAACCGGCGCCGCCUCCGCCUCCUGUCUCCGUUCACCCGGCGACACAAGGAGGAGAUGCAGUCGUGGCACCACCUACCGGCCUCCCGCCACCGGGGACCGGUCUCGAACACCAUCGGUCUCUUCACCCGACCCCACAAACCCACUCAACGCCACUUCACCAUACACCCUGAAUGGGAGUAGAUCGAUCAUCUCUUUAAACCUUCGACCUUCGACCUUCUUGUCACUUUGUGUCAGCGUAAACAUCUCAAUCUUUUAGCAAACCUUUGAUGGGAACUUUUUGAACUAUUUAUAUUAGAAUUUUUUUAAUGCAAUUUACGAAUAUAAAUUGUUAAGUGAUAAUACAUUACUACUAAUUAGAUCAUUUAUAUCUACCUGAUGUAAUUAUUUUUUUGAGCGAGGUUUGCGGUUACACCAUGUUGUCUUUCGACAGGGUUAGUUGGCCCAGAAAAGGGCCCAUCAUGCUGUAUCUCGAUGUUUCAAUAUAAAGUUCGUAAUUAUUUUUGUGUAACCAGUAAAUAUCAAAUUCCAGACAAUCUAAUUAUUGAAUUUAUAAGCAUAUUAAAAUACUUACUGGUUUCAUUUAAGUAGGCUUUACACAAGUCCUUUAGAAUAGCAAUUUUGUGAAAUUUACUUUAAAAGAACUAUGCUAUUGUUAAUUUUUUCUACAUAAUGGGCAAUAAGCGAUCAAACAUUAGGUAUUUCAGAUAUUAUUUGUAAUGUGUGUUAAAGCUUGUUAUUUGCGUGUAUAUACAUGUAUAUUUCAAGAUGUCACUGGCAUCACUAAUUCUCUUGGUACACAUAUUCGGUCCAUAAGACAAUUGCAGUUAUUUACAAGAUAUUUACAGUUGAUUGCUGAUGCCCAAUAAAACAUGGGUGGUUGUCGUGACUUUUAACAGAUUAUUCCAGGAGAAUUAUCAUGAUUUAUGGUGAAGGAAACCAAUUCUGUGAGAGAAAAAAAACAUAUCAAAUGUGCAUUAAGGUCGCACUGUGUAUUAAAAAGCUGUGACCUCCAGACCUAUCCUUCUUA
Messenger RNA from Strongylocentrotus purpuratus (purple sea urchin), 1684 nucleotides. RefSeq lists its product as uncharacterized. The record is from RefSeq and is a predicted model, not a curated record. Bases 82 to 837 code for a protein of 251 amino acids. Lineage: Eukaryota; Metazoa; Echinodermata; Echinoidea; Camarodonta; Strongylocentrotidae. The transcript is spliced from 5 exons.